AUGAAUAAGUAUUUAAACGCUAAUGAAGUCAACGAGAACUUUAUUGAAAGGAAUACCAAUCAGAGGACUCCUAUUAUUGUGAAAAACGCUUCAUUCAAAUGGGAUAAGGAAUCGAUCGUGGGUCAGGUCGGCGCCGGAAAGUCAUCCCUACUGUCGGCACUAUUGGGAGAUAUGGAGAAGAAUAGGUAUGGCAUGGAUUCAGAAUACGACAAUCAGACAGAAUAUUCUGUUUUACUGUCGGCACUAUUGGGAGAUAUGGAGAAGAAUAGGUAUGGUUAUGUCAAUAUUGAUGGAAAGGUAGCCUAUGUCUCACAACAGGCAUGGAUUCAGAAUACGACAAUCAGACAGAAUAUUCUGUUUACUAAUGAAUAUAAUGAGAGAUUCUAUGAGAAAGUGUUGGAUUCGUGUGCUUUGAGACCCGAUUUGGAGAUCCUUUCGGCGAAAGAUAUGACAGAAAUCGGCGAAAAGGGAAUCAAUUUACCCGAUUUGGAGAUCCUUUCGGCGAAAGAUAUGACAGAAAUCGGCGAAAAGGGAAUCAAUUUGUCGGGCGGACAGAGACAGAGGGUUUCACUCGCGAGGGCUGUCUAUUCAGACGCAGACAUCUACUUAUUGGACGACCCCUUAAGUGCUGUUGACGCCCACGUCGGCAGACAUUUAUUUGAUGAGACAAUCGGUCCAAAAGGUAUUCUUCGGAAGAAAACCCGUAUUUUAGUGACACAUAAGGCAUCGGUUUUGCCAGAAGUCGACAAAAUAAUUGUCUUAAAGGAGGGACUGAUCUCUGAAUUCGGAUCAUUCGAUGAACUGAUCGCUAAAAGUAGAGAAUUCGCUGAAUUUAUAGCUGAAUAUGUGUUGAGACAGGAGUCAGAAGAGGUGGACAUCGAAGACGAGAAAGAGUUAGAAAUGUUAGCAAAACUGAGACAAAGAGUGAAACCAAUUAUCGAAAGACAAGAAUCGCGUAACUCAUUGGCCAGCGAUGGUCUAGUCCGACGACAAGGAAGUCAUAUCUCGACGACUACUGAUAGCGAAGACCAGAAAAUACCAGAAGCUGGGGAUCAAAUUCAAGACAUACAACAAAAUGAUGGGAAACUAAUAGAUGAGGAGAAACCAGAGACCGGUUCCAUGAAAACCCAUGUCUAUAAGAAAUACUUUCAUUUGGUUGGAGUCCGACUGGGGCUGUUCGCUGGGUUUUGUUUAGUGGAAACGGUGUUCAUAUUGUCUGCCCAACUGUCCAUUAGUCUGGGAUGUGUCGGUGCGGCUAAACGGUUGCAUCGGAUUCUGAUUGAGCGUAUGAUGAGAGCACCCGUCGCUUACUUCGACACAACACCUAUUGGUCGUAAUCUGAGCCGAUUCUCGGAGGACAUGGAGCUCAUAGAUAGUGAACUACUGUUUGAUUUCCGUAUAAUGUGUCUGAAAUUUUUUUCACUAAUCGUAUCGAUGGUAAUGAUAUCUCUGGAAACACCGCUUAUUAUAUUAGCUAUACUUCCCAUAAUCAUAACGUAUGUCAGGUGUCAACGCAUUUAUUCCGCGGGUUUACGGCAAAUACGACGACUAAUAUCGACAUCCAGUUCCCAUAUUAUCAGUCACUUUGGAGAGACAUUUAACGGCACGUCUACCAUUAGAGCCUAUGGAGCAAAACGGCAUUUCCUUCGUGAAUCGCACAGUCGUAUCGAUGGGAGUAAUGCCUGCGCCUAUCAAUUGGUGUGUUCCCGGGGAUGGCUCGCUAUAAGAUUAGAGCUCUUGGGCUACAGUAUAGUGUUUUUGUCGGCUCUGUUUUCAGUUGUCUUUCGAGAGACAGUGAGUGCAGGUGUGGCCGCACUGGCCAUCAGUUAUGCCCUCAACAUAACCACUCUUAUCGAGCGAUUCAUUUACGGUGUCACAGAAACAGAGACCGAUAUCCUGGCCGUCGAGAGGUGUCUGAAGUUCAUAGAAAUGCCUUCCGAGGCCGAGUGGUUCAACGAUCGGACAAAACCGCCGUCCGAUUGGCCACUAAUGGGAGGAAUAGUGUUCUCCAACUAUAGCACUAAAUAUAGACAGGAAUUGGAUUUAGUGCUCAAAAACAUCACAUUAGAUGUCAAACCGAGGGAAAGGCUGGCAAUAGUGGGCCGAACCGGUGCUGGAAAGUCAUCCCUGGCUUUGGGUCUCUUCCGACUCAUUGAAGCCACUGAUGGGACGGUUAGUAUCGAUGGCAUCGACUGUUCGACAAUAGGUUUGCAUGACUUGAGGUCUCGGCUAACAGUCAUACCUCAAGAACCGGUACUCUUCGCGGGCUCUUUGCGUCACAAUUUGGAUCCAUUGGAUCAGUGGUCAGACAAAGAGAUAUGGAGUGCCUUAGAGUCGGCACAUCUGAAGACAUUUGUGGAGAGUCUGAAGAGUGGACUCAAUCACGAGAUCUCUAUCUCAGGCGAGAACGUGAGUGUCGGACAGAAACAGUUGGUCUGUUUGGCGAGAGCUCUGCUCAGACGCACCCGAGUCCUGGUCUUAGAUGAGGCCACCGCUGCGGUCGAUAUGGAAACGGAUGACUUGAUUCAGAAGACAAUCCGCGAAGAGUUUGAUUCUUGGUAUGUCUCGGUCGAUAUGGAAACGGAUGACUUGAUUCAGAAGACAAUCCGCGAAGAGUUUGAUUCCUCGACAGUCGUGACAAUCGCUCAUCGAUUGAAUUCAAUCAGAGAUUACGACAAAGUGUUGGUUUUGGACAACGGAUCCAUCGCUGAGUUCGGGUCUCCGGAACAGCUCUUGACUGACAACAACUCCAUCUUCUACUCGAUGGCCAAACACGAGGGCAUUGUCUGAAUGUCUC
Oppiella nova is the source of this 2797-nucleotide messenger RNA. The record is from the annotation of a GenBank genome assembly. NCBI's taxonomy places the organism in Eukaryota, Metazoa, Arthropoda, Arachnida, Sarcoptiformes, Oppiidae.